Messenger RNA from Corticium candelabrum, 1424 nucleotides. RefSeq names its product serine/threonine-protein phosphatase 6 regulatory ankyrin repeat subunit B-like. NCBI's taxonomy places the organism in Eukaryota, Metazoa, Porifera, Homoscleromorpha, Homosclerophorida, Plakinidae. Gene Ontology annotation, molecular function: protein binding. The transcript has 10 exons. The record is from RefSeq and is a predicted model, not a curated record. Bases 76 to 1215 code for a protein of 379 amino acids. Gene Ontology annotation, biological process: positive regulation of protein catabolic process; protein ubiquitination.
AGGCAUGCGCAAACGCUUGUCCGCGGGGAAAUUUGUUUGUCACUUCGUUGUUUGCGUGUCUACCGCGUUUGAGAAAUGAAGAUAGAAAUGUAUGAAGCAGUGGAGAGAGGAGAUAUUGAAUCAGUAACGCGUCUUUUGGAUAAUGGAGUUGAUAUCAAUAGAGGGUAUUAUGGGGACACUCUUUUGAUAAAAGCGUGUUUGAAUAAUCAGAAGGAAAUGGUUGAGUUGCUACUCACUAAAUCGGCAGAUGUUAAUGAAACUGGCUAUUGGAGACGAACAGGUUUGAUUGUGGCAGCAUGGAAGGGAUUUGUUGAUAUAGCGAAUAUCCUUUUGAAGACCAAAGAUAUUAAUGUGAUGAAGGGAGAUGAUUAUGGAAGGACAGCCAUCCAUGUUGCUGCAGAGAAUAAUCACAGGACCAUUGUAGAGAGUCUUUUGUCUUGUUCUGUUCCUGUUGAUAUCAAUGAUACUCGUGGUCGUACACCACUGUGGUUGGCUGCCCUUAAUGGUCAUGUGUGUUGUGUUGAUGUUCUCCUAAAACAUGGAGCGAGUUCCCAACAUGAGAGUAAGUAUGGAUCACCACUGGAGAUUGCCAAGCGACAUGGUCACAGUAAUGUGGUUGAGAUGAUGGAAGAAGCCAUAAGAUUGAGAUCUCAUCCCUAUAUGGAGGGUCAUGUGUCUGUUAUGAGACAUCAAGACCAACAGACAAUUGCUGAACUGCAGAGUGAAGUCGGGAAGAUGAAAGAAGAAUUAAGACAAUCAGUCCAUGAGAGUGAAAUGACAAAACUGAGAAGGGAGAUCCAACAGAAAGAGGAGGAACUGACAUGUCUCAUGUCUACUCUUGCUAUUGUUAGCAGAAUGGCAAGCGAGAGAGUUGGUGAAGGUCACACAACUUGUGCUGAGUGUCACAUGUUGUCACAGGCAGCAGGUACAUCAGUGAGUGAGGACGAAUGUGCUGUUUAUGUGUCUCGUGUUGUGCGUGCCGUCCAGCAUGUCAGCUCCACCAGGUGGUAUGCCAUCGGUUCUGCUUGUGGCAAAACGUUUGAUCAACUCCAGCAACUCAAGUUCUUACCAGACGACAGUGAUAAAGUGCAGGCUCUCUUUGAUCAAUUAGCACAGCAAAUGGGAAGGAAGAGAGCUGCAGACAAGCUGCUAGAGGCGUGUAACUUAAUGGCCAAUCCUACAUACGCUGCCGUGCUUGAAGAGAUGGAGAAAUGAAGUGUCGAGCAGUGACUGUUGGAUGACGUUUGAUAUCAAUAUGGAUUGCUUUAUUAGUGGAGUGGAUGUUGCUACGUGUUGCUGUUGUGUUGGAUUGUUUGAUGUGGAUUGUAAUAUUUAGUUUUGUUUGUUUGUGUUGUCAUUGUGUAUGAAGUGGGCGUGUAGUGUUUGAAUGUCGAAUAAUUAGAAUGUGUUGCUACUGCAAGAGA